CUCGCGGGAUUUGGCAGACGGGUUCUCGCGAGUCUGGGCAACGGGGCCGCGAUUGGCUGACGGUGUCUGAAUGUAAGAUGGCGCCCAGGGAGCUGUGAGGCGAAAAUAAUCUAUCCAGGAAAAAAAGGAAGAAUCGUUAAUACAGAGAAAACAGGAAGUCUCCAAGGAAGCCGAGGCCGGACACGGAGUUAGAUCGGUAGGAUCCGGCUUUCGUGGUUUGAGGUGGCGGAGGAAACGGCAAGGCCGAACCGGGGAGAGCUUGCCUGCGGGCGACGAGCGGGCGGAGCAGCGGCAUCAGCGCCAGCACGGGAUUUUACGCUAUGAAUAAUUCUCUAGAGAACACCAUUUCGUUCGAAGAAUAUGUCCGGAUGAAGGCGCGGACGGUUCCCCAGCACAGGAUGAAGGAAUUCCUGGACUCCUUGGCUUCCAAGGGCCCUGAUGCGUUGCAAGAAUUCCAUCAGCCUCCCACCACGACUAUGGUCUAUCAGCAGGGGGGUAACUGCAUUUAUACAGACAGCACUGAAGUGGCGGGGUCCUUGCUGGAACUAGCCUGUCCGGUUACUUCAAGUGUGCAGCAGCAGCAGGCACAGCAGGAGCAGCAGAUCCAGCAGCAACAGCAGCAGAUUCUUGAAGCACUUACAAGGCCUUGGAAUCCUCUCAGCACUUGCCCUCAACUGAAUCGAAUCAGCCUCUCCCCUGAGGGGUCCCAGGACUCUGGUAUUUCAGAAGAUUUGUUGGUACAACAGUCUCCCCAGCAGCUUUCUCCACAGCUCAGUGUUCAUACAUCUAAUGAUCAGUCGAUCCAAGUUCAAGUACCGAUCCAGGGCUCUGCACAGUCGCAAACCCCACAAUCGGCGCAGUCACUACAGACUCAGUCCCUGCAGACCCCCAGCCCCUCUCAGCAACUUUCUAACUCCCAGUUACAGAUCCAAGUGCAGCAUGUUCAGGCUGGCCAGCAGAUCCAGGCUUCCGACAUCCAGGAUGAACAUAUCCAGCACCAGCAGAUCCAGGCACAACUGGUUGCAUCACAGUCCGUUGGCAGCGGCUUACAGAUAUCUGCAACAGGAGCACUGUCACCCCCACCUACCCAGCAGGGCUCCCCGAGGGAAGGAGAACGUCGAUCCAGCUCCUCCAGCGUCCUCCAACCGGUUAAGAAACGUAAAGUGGACAUGCCCAUCACUUUGUCAUAUGCAAUAUCAGGCCAACCAGUUGCUGCUGUCCUGGCUAUUCCCCAGGGGCAGCAGCAAAGUUAUGUGUCCCUGAGGCCAGACUUGCUGACUGUGGACAGUGCUCACCUUUAUGGUGCUGCUGGGACCAUUACAAGCCCAACAGGAGAGACAUGGACCAUCCCGGUUUAUUCUGCUAAUGCCCGCAGUGAUCUGCAACAGCAGAACAUCACCCACAUCGCUAUCCCUCAAGAGGCUUACAAUGCCGUCCAUGUAACCGGCUCUCCCACCACUGUGGCAGCUGUAAAGUUAGAGGAUGACAAAGACAAAAUGGCCAAAAACGCUCAUGAGGAGGCGGUUCAGACUUUGGCAAACUCCCUGUUCCCUGCCCAGUUCAUGAAUGGGAAUAUUCACAUUCCAGUGGCAGUACAGGCUGUGGCCGGGGCCUACCAGAAUACAGCACAGACUGUCCACAUAUGGGACCCGCAGCAGCAGGCAACACUACAUGAGCAAGUUCAGCAGCAGCAACAUCAGCAGCAGUUGCAGGCUCAAGCAGUUCAGGUUACAGAGGUUGAGCAGCAACCCCAACCUUCCCCCGAAAUAAUGCUUCCCAAUACCUUGAAACCAGAAGAGGGGCUUGAGGUGUGGAAGAACUGGGCACAGACCAAGAAUGCAGAGCUGGAAAAAGAUUCUCACAACAGAUUAGCACCCAUAGGAAGGCGUCAGUUGCUGCGGUUUCAGGAGGAUCUGAUAUCCUCCGCAGUUGCUGAAUUAAAUUAUGGAUUGUGUCUCAUGACGAAGGAAUGUCGGAAUUCAGAAGGGGAACUGUAUGAUCCAGACAUACUUUAUUAUAUUUUUCUUUGCAUUCAAAAGUACCUUUUUGAGAACGGAAGAGUCGAUGACAUAUUCUCAGACACGUACUACAUGAAGUUCUCGGAGUGGCUUCACGUAGUUCUCAAGAACUUUCAGCCACGAGUUACGUCUCUUGGAUACGUUAUCCCCAGUCAUGUAACUGAAGAGAUGCUCUGGGAGUGCAAGCAGCUUGGGGCACACUCUCCUGCAACACUACUCACGACACUUAUGUUUUUUAACACAAAGUAUUUUUUGUUAAAGACAGUCGACCAGCACAUGAAAUUAGCCUUUUCUAAAGUACUAAGGCAAACAAAAAAGAAUCCUUCCAACCCAAAAGAUAAGAGCACGAGUAUCCGGUACCUGAAAGCACUUGGCAUUUCUCAAGGAGGGCAGCAGAAAGGUAUUCCAGUCACAGAUGAUAUGUAUGCAGAACAGACUGAGAACCCGGAAAAUCCAUUGAGAUGUCCCAUUAAACUCUAUGAUUUCUACCUCUUCAAAUGCCCGCAGAGUGUGAAAGGUCGAAACGACACAUUUUACUUAACCCCAGAGCCCGUGGUAGCCCCUAACAGCCCAAUCUGGUACUCUACUCAACCAAUCAGCAGAGAGCAAAUGGAACAGAUGUUGACCCGAAUUCUGAUCAUCCGAGAAAUCCAAGAAGCCAUUGUGGUUGCAAGUGCCAGCAACAUGCACUAAAUUAUUUCCAGCCACGUGUGAUAUGUAAAAGGAAUCCUGUACAGACUUUUACACUAAAGAAGAUGCCUACCUUUUUUUUUAUUUUAUUAUAAUUAUUAUUAUUGGUGUAGUUAUGGAGCCCCUUUUAGGCUUCUUAUGUUUAAAAUAAAGUAUAAGAGAAAAACAACCAUAAUGUGCAUCUUAAAAAAAAAAAAAAAAGUUAUUCAAAGAUUUUGGAGUUCCAGAUUAUAAGACUAAAUUGGUACUUGAAGACCUUUUUUAAAUUCUUUAAGCGUAGGGGGCAGGUAGAAACAUUUCACAAGUAAGAAGCUUUUGGGCAGACUCCAUAUGCUUUGAAGGAACAUUGAAUGGACUUACUAUGAAGGGAACUAUCCAUUUCUUUGGCUACCAUAUAUACAAAGUUUUCUUCUGUUUUUCGUUACCAGUUCCCUAGUUUUAUACAGUUACAUAUAUAUAUAUAUAUAAAUAUAUAGACAUGUUUCAGAAACAAUGAUUCACGUUAACCUGAAUAUCGCAUUUUGUUUUCUUUUGUGGCCCAGAUGUCAAGGCCUUAAACUGCGGACAUGUGAGCCUAUGUAAAUAUCCUGUAAUAUAAACUUGUGUAUCUGCUGCACAUAUCUCAAUAUUUCGCCAUUGUUCUUAUGCUCCUUGUUUUAUUAAGAAUGACAAGCACGUCUUUUUAACAUG
This is a messenger RNA of Spea bombifrons (plains spadefoot toad), 3398 nucleotides long. It is a transcript of the gene QRICH1, whose product is annotated as glutamine rich 1. Bases 321 to 2711 code for a protein of 796 amino acids. NCBI's taxonomy places the organism in Eukaryota, Metazoa, Chordata, Amphibia, Anura, Pelobatidae. The record is from RefSeq and is a predicted model, not a curated record. The transcript has 11 exons.